AUGUCUCAAAACCGAAACCCGUCUCCCUGGCAGUCAAUUCUGGCCGGUGGGGCUGCUGGCGGCUUCGAGAGCCUCUUGACUUACCCAACAGAAUAUCUCAAAACCAGACAGCAGCUACAGGCUACAGAGACGGGGAAGCCCAUUUCUCCGGGUACGCUGCUCAUCAGGACUCUCCGGCAGCAUGGACCGGGACCCAUGUAUACCGGAAGCGCGGCGUUCUGCAUCUCCAACGCGGGUAAGUCCGGGGUACGUUUCUUCGCAUUCGACACAGCACGACAAUACGUCACCAAGGACUCCUCCGGAAAGGCCACAGCAUGGGGUAACAUGCUCGCCGGAAUGGUCGCGGGGGUCGCGGAGAGCGUCCUGGUGGUGACUCCGGGCGAGACACUCAAGACCAAAAUCAUCGACGACCAGGCCGGAGCAAAGCGCUACACAUCGGCGACCCAUGCAGUCCGAUCCGUGCUAUCGACCGAGGGCAUUUCGGGCCUCUACCGGGGGGUAGUCCCGGUUACGCUGAAACAGUCCGCCAAUGCCAUGGUGCGCUUCACGAGCUACAACUUCUUCCUUGGGCAGCUCCGCGCGCUGUCCGGGCAGGAUAAGCCCAUCGCCGGCGCAACUGUUAUUGCUGGGGGGCUGGCGGGUGUUGUCACUGUUUAUGCCACUAUGCCUUUUGACACCAUCAAGACACGGCUACAAGCUCUUGACGGUCGGCAAAGGUACUCGGGAACUUUCGACUGCUUGCGCUCCAUCGUAUCCCGUGAAGGCGUUGCCGUUCUAUGGCGUGGCACAACUCCUCGCCUAGCUCGACUAAGUAUUUCCGGUGCCAUAAGCUUCACUAUCUAUGAAAGCGUCAUUCAAUGGACUUGGUCUUUGCGUGAUUAGGUGAAAUAUUAUAUACAUCAUCGAAUAUAUAUAUAUUAGAUUCAAGGUGGGGUGCGCAAGAGCCCCGCUGUUUGUUUUACUAAAUAAAUAUAUACACCAUAAAAUACAAUGAUAUACCAAAGUGUCCGGAAGACUGAAUAUAAAGUCGAGGACGAGCCAGCCUGUAAGAGUGAUCCUCAUCGAAGACUGAUUCAACGGGCCGGGGCAUAACGCGCUAGUCGAGAAUGGGUUAGACCACUCAAUUGACAAGCGUCUUGACCAAUAGCACCACGCUUAAGCUUGCCUUUGAGUGGGACAGUUUAUGCC
Messenger RNA from Aspergillus versicolor CBS 583.65, 1188 nucleotides. RefSeq lists its product as uncharacterized. The record is from RefSeq and is a predicted model, not a curated record. The coding region runs from base 1 to 882 and encodes 293 amino acids. Lineage: Eukaryota; Fungi; Ascomycota; Eurotiomycetes; Eurotiales; Aspergillaceae. Gene Ontology annotation, biological process: mitochondrial citrate transmembrane transport. The transcript has 3 exons.